Messenger RNA from Quercus robur (English oak), 1707 nucleotides. RefSeq names its product cytochrome P450 71D11-like. The transcript is spliced from 2 exons. The coding region runs from base 24 to 1553 and encodes 509 amino acids. Gene Ontology annotation, molecular function: heme binding; iron ion binding; monooxygenase activity. NCBI's taxonomy places the organism in Eukaryota, Viridiplantae, Streptophyta, Magnoliopsida, Fagales, Fagaceae. The record is from RefSeq and is a predicted model, not a curated record.
AAAACAUCUAAUCUACUUUCCUCAUGGAACUCCACGCCUUCUCCUUCCCAACACUGUUCACGUUCUUGCUCUUUACUUUCAUGGUAGUCAAACUAUGGAAGAGAUCCAAAACCAACCACUCAAAUUUAAAUCUACCCCCAGGGCCAUGGAAGCUACCUAUUGUAGGGAACAUGCACCAGUUUGUUGGCUCUCUACCCCAUCGUGCAUUGAGAGACAUGGCAAUGAAACAUGGCCCCCUUAUGCACCUUCAACUUGGAGAAGUUUCUACCGUUGUGGUUUCAUCACCAGAGUUUGCCGAACAGGUGAUGAAAACUCACGAUAUUAACUUUGCAUCAAGGCCCAGUAUUAUAGGUAAAAACAUCAUGUCUUAUGAUUCUACGGACAUAAUCUUUGCACCGUAUGGCAAUUACUGGAAACAACUACGAAAAAUUUGCUCGCUGGAGCUUUUAAGUCCAAAGCGUGUUGAAUCUUUCCAACCAAUUAGAGAAGAAGAACUAUCAACUCUCAUUCGUUGGAUUGCUUCAAAGGAAGGGUCUACUAUCAAUCUUACAGAGAAAAUGUUCUCAACAACAUAUGGCAUCACUUCAAGGGCUGCCUUUGGUAAGAAAUUCAAAGACCAAGAAAAGUUCAUAUGCGUUGUGAAGCAAGCGAUAGAGUUGGGUGCAGGUUUCAAUGUAGCAGAUUUUUUUUCAUCUGUUAAACUGCUCCAUCUGGUCAGUGGGGUAAGGACUAAACUUGAGAGGAUGCAUGAAGAAGCCGACAGGAUUAUGGAAAAUACUAUCAAUGAACAUGUGGAGGUCAAGGCAACAAGAAAAGCAGAUGAUGAUGCAAGAGAAGAAGAUCUCAUAGAUGUUCUCUUAAAAUUUCAGGACCGUGGUGGUGACAAUGAGUUUUCCUUAACUAACAACAACAUCAAAAGUGUCAUCCUGGAUAUAUUCGGUGCUGGGAGUGAGACAUCAGCCACAAUCGUAGAUUGGGCAAUGUCAGAAAUGAUGAAAAACCAAAGAGUGAUGAAAAAGGCACAAGCUGAGGUGAGAGAAGUCAUUAAUAGAAAAGGGAGGGUUGAUGAGACAUGUAUUAAUGAGAUGAAAUAUUUAAAGUUAAUUGUUAAAGAGACUCUGAGAUUACAUGCUCCUGUUCCUCUCUUGCUUCCUAGGGAAUGUAGAGAGAGAUGUAGACUUAAUGGGUAUGAAAUACCUGUUAAAGCUAAAGUCAUUGUUAACGCAUGGGCUAUUGGAAGAGAUCCCAAACAUUGGAAUGAUCCUGAGAGGUUUAAUCCAGAGAGGUUCCUUGAUAACUCUAUUGACUAUAAGGGAACUAAUUUCAGUUAUAUCCCAUUUGGAGCUGGAAGGAGGAUAUGUCCAGGCAUAUCAUUUGGAAUGAUCAAUGUUGAGCUUCCACUUGCACUAUUUCUGUACCAUUUUGAUUGGAAACUUCCUAAUGGAAUGAAGAAUGAAGACUUGGACAUGAAUGAGGUCUUUGGCGUCACAAUAAGAAGAAAAUAUGAUCUACAGUUGAUUCCCAUUGCUUAUCAUCCCUUGCCAGUUGAAUAAGCUCACACGUGAAUACUUUUGAUUUCUUUUAUGAAAGAAUGAUGCUUACAUCAGUUGGAAUAAGAAUUUGUAUGCUUAUUAGGAUAAGAAUAACAGUGUUGUAUUUUCAUCUAAAUGCAAUAACUAAUAUAAAGGGAAUUUUAGGCAAUAGUUA